AUGAUUCGCGCAAUAGUGGGCAGCACACUCGUGUCAAUGGCGUUGGGCCAAUUCCUCACACCACCGACGACACUGACACAAACCAUGGGGGCCGCAGGGAUCCCAGUCCGCUACAAGCAAGUACCAGCCGGAAUCUGCGAGCUCGACCCUGACGUCAAGAGCUACUCCGGAUACAGCGACGUAGGGGAGGAUCAGCAUAUCUUCUGGUGGUUCUUCGAAGCUCGCAAUCAGAAUCCGAGUGACGCACCUCUCACCGUCUACAUCAGUGGCGGGCCUGGGACCACGUCCAUGGUUGGCCUGUUUGAAGAGGUCGGGCCGUGCACAAUCAAUCCCGAGGGCAACGUUGUCAACAAUCCGAACUCUUGGUCUAAUGCAAGCAACCUGCUCUUCGUCGACCAGCCAAACUUCACCGGCUUCUCCUAUGGAACCCCUGUUCCGGCCUACUGGACCCCGACUGGCGACUUCACCAUGCUCCCGGGGCCAGUCUGCCCAGACUAUGCACCUCCAGGCUCAUGCGGCACGUACUCUCUGCCAAACAUCACUUCGACUGCCAACUCCACCGAGAACGCCGCUCCAGCAUUCUGGAAGACGCUGCAGGGAUUCAUGGGCGCCUUCCCCCAGUACUCGCAGAACGGGUACCACUUUGCCUCGGAGAGCUACGGAGGCCACUACGGCCCCGUGUUUAACGCCUAUAUCGAGAAGCAGAACGACCUGGCGGCCCCCGGCACCCUGCACAUCGAUGUCAAAUCCGUGCUCAUCGGCAACGGGUGGUACGACCCGGUGAUCCACUACCAGGCAUACUACAACUUCACCGUGUGGCCGGGGAACACGUACGACUACGCGCCCUUCAACGCCUCGGUAGAGGCGCGGUUCUACAACGCCCUCUACGGCCCGGGCAACUGCCUGGACGGGCUAGCGGAGUGCAAGCGCACGGGGGACGACGCGGUGUGCAAGCAUGCGGACGCGUUCUGCUACAACAACGUCGAGCGUAUCCUCGGCGACGUCGCGGGGCGGGACGAGUACGACAUGCGCGAGCUCGUGCCAGACCCGUUCCCGCACGGAUACUGGCAGAGCUACAUCAACACGCCCAAGGUGCAGGAGACGCUGGGCGUCUUUGUCAACUCUACCGGCAAGAGCCCCAGGCUCGUCCUCGAGGCGUUCACCAACACCGGAGACGACGGGCGGGACGUCGGCGCCAUCGAGGCCCUGCGGUUCCUGGUGGGACGCAACAUCACGGUCGCCCUGUACGCCGGCGAUGCAGAUUACAACUGCAACUGGCUCGGCGGGGAGGUCGUUGCUGACAAGGUGGGCGCGCCGGGGUUUGCGGGCGCGGGCUACGUCGAUGUCGUUACCAGUGACGGUGUCAUGCACGCGCAGACCAAGCAGGCGGGCAGCUUCAGCUUCACCAGGGUGUUUCUGGCUGGCCAUGAGGUGCCUUUCUACCAGCCACUCACGGCGUUCGAAAUGUUUGCACGGGUGAUUGGCGCGAAGGAUGUUGCCACGGGACGGGUGGAUGUGGAUCCUGCGUAUAGAACCAUCGGCCCGGCGAAGUCGACGUAUCGCGAGGGGAAUGCUACUGUGCAGUGGGAGGUCGUGCCGGAGAAUGCUACGUAUGACGUUGUCACGGGACAGCCGGGACCUGCAUGGGGUUCCUUGAAGUUCCACCGAGGACGCAGUGUCUGA
Molecule: messenger RNA, 1683 nt
Organism: Microdochium trichocladiopsis
Lineage: Eukaryota; Fungi; Ascomycota; Sordariomycetes; Xylariales; Microdochiaceae
Product: carboxypeptidase S1
Exons: 1
Coding region: 1-1683 (560 amino acids)
Biological process (GO): proteolysis
Cellular component (GO): fungal-type vacuole
Molecular function (GO): serine-type carboxypeptidase activity
Source: RefSeq, a predicted model, not a curated record